Molecule: messenger RNA, 6093 nt
Organism: Macrobrachium nipponense
Lineage: Eukaryota; Metazoa; Arthropoda; Malacostraca; Decapoda; Palaemonidae
Product: zinc finger and BTB domain-containing protein 17-like
Exons: 6
Coding region: 165-1805 (546 amino acids)
Biological process (GO): regulation of transcription by RNA polymerase II
Cellular component (GO): nucleus
Molecular function (GO): RNA polymerase II cis-regulatory region sequence-specific DNA binding; protein binding; DNA-binding transcription factor activity, RNA polymerase II-specific
Source: RefSeq, a predicted model, not a curated record
GCAUCCUUUUUUAGAGGAGGCAAUUUGGCACCACUGUCUGAGUCUGGCAGGCCGCUGUGCCUAGGACGAGUCGUUUUCUUAUGGAUGUUACGUGUUAAUCGGUCGCCGUUCUACCUUCAAUUUAGGCUCUCCUCGUCUGGCACAGAUGAAAAUACUUUGCCAAGAUGGGGGAUGGAAUGCUCUCUCUUUCGUGGAACAACCACAAAGCAACUUUUUGCCAUAUACUCGCAAAUCUUAGGGAUAAGGAGAGAUAUACAGAUGUGACCUUAGCAUGUGAAGGGAAGUUCUAUCGUGUUCAUAAGCUAGUGCUUAGUACGUGUAGUGAAUAUUUUGAAGUGAUGUUUGAAAAUACACCAUGUAAACACCCGGUUAUAGUUUUGAAUCAUAUUAAACACGAUGAGAUAGAGGCAUUAUUGAGUUAUAUGUAUGCAGGGGUUGUGAAUGUGGCUCAGAAUGACUUAGCCAGACUAAUCAAAGCAGCAGAAUUGCUGAAAAUCAAGGGAUUGGCUGUACCUGAUGAGCCACCACAGGAGUCAGAGGUGAGAAAGAGCCAUCCCUCGCCGUGGAGUUCACGUGAUGAAAGAACUAGUCCAUUACCUAAGAGGAGGAGAAAAGAUGAUAGUGGGACUCCUCAAGGGGGAUCUCAGACAUCCAAUAGCCCUGCCUCAUCUCCUAGAGCCUCGCCUUUUAUGGAUAAUAGUGAUUAUGGGGAAAGGUCAAGGACGCACAGUGAAGGACAAAUUAGUGAUCAUAGGGGAGAAAGAACAGACUUGAGAAGUGAUCCAUUAAGCACUAGGUUAGACGAUAUUAGUGAUAAACAAAUUGAUCAUCGAUCAUCUACGGAACAGUCGCCAGCGCAGGCUAUUGUAGAUGAAACUUUAGUUAAGGAAGAAAUAUUAGACACUGCUGACGAUAGCAGAGACAAUAUGUUAGAUAGUGGAUUAGACUAUGGAUCUCUUGGUGCUGAAAAUAGACUGGACUCCUCAAAUGAUGCGUCAAAUACAGUUUUGCCUAAUAAAUUUGACACUCCAAUGAUGCCCUCACAGACCCAGCUAUCGGAGCCCGUUGUAGAGGCUCUGGCGGGUCCCUCUGGUAUGCAAGGGUGGCUAGGAGACAUGGGCGGUGGAUUCUCUUCUGUGGAGAGCUUCAGAGGGGAGGGGAGCCAACAAGACAUGAGGCAACCUCUCCCCACGCAACAACCGCACCAGAUGGAAUUGGUGAAGGACGUCGUGCGCUUGAAGCCGCGUAACAACAUCGUGCAGCUUGGGGUGCUGAAGGACCUUCAAGUAGGGGUGGCGAAUGACUUCGUUGAAGUGGGGUUGGUGGAAAAUGUAACGCAAGGAGCGGUGAAACCCCGUCCCACUGGGAAAUUGGUGAAAAUUGUGACCCAGCCUAGAGCAGAGAAGAAAGAAUGUCGGAAGCAAGAUGUGAAGGUCACCUUCCAGCCUGGAGGAGUAGUAGUGAAACCACCACAGAAAAAUAGAGUCCGAGGAAGAAAGCCAGGUGCGUAUGGCAAUUAUAAAAAAGGAAAUUUCAAGAAAUGGGUUUCAGAUGUCAAGAAAUUUGAUUGCUCAUACUGUGACUAUGUCACUGUAACUUCAACAAAUCUGUUGAAUCACAUGCGCACUCAUACCGGAGAGAAGCCAUUUGCUUGUGAUUACUGUCCCUAUCGGUCAACUCAAAAAGGAAAUCUUAGAACACAUGUCAAUAAGCAUCAUAAAGAUGAAGAAGGUUUGUCUCCUCGUAUUAAGAUUGUUGACGUCCGAGGAAUGGUUUAUCCAUGGCAUAGUCCAUUUCAGGAAUGAAUGCUGAAAUGAUUUAGUUCAAGAAAAACUUCAUGGCAAAACUCUCCAGAAAUUAGAUAUAACUGUUCAAAGCUUUAGGUUAAUAAUGCAAAAGUUUUGUGUCAAAUGUUGAUUAUUAAUGCAACCAUUCUUCCUUAUUUGCUGAGGGGUUACUCAUGCAAUUCGUGAUUUUAGUAUCUGACCUAAACAAUACAGGUGUUAUCAUGAACACAGAUGUUUUGAGUGCAUAAUACUCAUUACUGGAUGGAUGCAGGGCAUUUUAUUGUCUCAGUUGCCUGUUGUGUAGUAUACAAAUAAUCCAACAUAAUCAGCAGAGUAAAUCCCAUGAACCUAACAAAGAUAAAAAAUGUCAGUAACAUAGAAACUACAAAAUGUCUGCAGUUUUAAAUCAAGCCCAUACAUGUAGCCCAUUAGUUUUAGUAAAUCAGCAUUAUGGCUUUAAAAUUAGUUUUCCCUUUUAUUUUUUCCAAGUAUUUUAUGUACUGAAAGGAAUAAUAGCUACAGGUAUACUUUAACUUUGGAUCCAUAAUAAAAUCAGUCUUAGUCACAAUGAAAUUAAUGUAAAUGGCUCCUUAAUUUACAUGGAAAUAACUUGCAAUAAAUACUUUUUGAAGGGAAAAGUUUUACACUAGAAAGUAAAUUUAAAUUUGUCAGAGGAACUAGAAACUCACACUAACUAAGGUUGUAUAGUUGAAUGGUAGGAUUUUGAUUGUGUUAUAUAGAUAUGAGAAAUGCCAUUGUCUGGAGGGGUAUUAGUUUUGUUGAUUACUGUUUAUCUUUAGGGGGCCUAGAGAUUUGUGUGGUGGUAAUGGUGUAGUGCAGAACAUUGCACAUGACAUUGUUUUGGUUCAUUUAUAGUAGAUGAGUAUUUAUUUAGUAUUGUUAUGAAUGUUAUUCAUGUUUUAUGUUAUUUAUUAUUCCAUUAUUAGCAGCUUAGACUUGGAGUUGUUUAUAUUUUCUUUCAUAUUAGUACAUUUUAUUUGAGAAAAGGCCUUCAUCAGGUGUAGCUAUAGAAGUAUGUUAAUAUGCAGCAUUUGAAUGUAAGCUGCAGAAAUGUGUUAGUAUACAGUGUUGUCAUGAAAAUACCAAAAAGAAAGAAAGAAAGAAAGCAAAGAAAAUUACAAGCUUUUGGAAAUUAAAAAAUCAGGGAAUUUAUUGUUGUGGUUCCAUCAGUUUGUUGCAUUAGGAAAAUAAUAUGGUAGUACAGUACUACAUACAUACACUUUGUUUUUUUGAGCAGUGCAGUAUUUUUGUCUUGGUGUCUAGAAAAUAGUCACUAUUUUUAUUUAUUUAUUUAUUUAUUUUAUUUUUUUAGAAGCUGUCUACUUAGAUUACAGCAUCGGUAUACUGUUUGUGGUUAUUGUAUAUCAGAAGCUAUUUCAGUAGUACAGUAGUGAGGGAAUUAAGUAAACUAUGUUGCUCUUUCAUAGCCUGGUUGUGAAGUACAGUUUUAAUGCUUUGGAGAGCUAUAUUUGUAAGUAAAUUUUUGUAAUAGCAUUCCUUUUGGAAAUCCAACGUAAAGUUUUGUUUACUAUUAAAUGUUUGUAAAAUCACAAACUAUGCUGUGAUUAUCACAUUUAUGAAUAUUGGAAGACAAAAACCAGUGCUGUACAUGAAAAGGGUAGUGUUGGUUUGUUAGAGUAGCCAAAGUAUGUGUGCUUUGGAUGUAAGCUUAUUACCAGAUUGUGAAUCUUAUUACAUAUUAGCAACAUACUUAAGUUUCUAGAACUGAGGUAAUGUAAGUUUGUUGUAGGAACAGCACAUUGAAUUUAUAUCUAUGAAGGCAGUUCCCUUUCACAUAUAUUAUGGCAUGGUGUGUAGGUGGUGACAAAGCACUACAGUAGUGCUACAGUAAUUAUAUAUUAGUCAGAUAUUCUUAUGGAGCACUUUAUUAGAUGUUAUAUUUAAUGUCUAAUGAUUUAAAUGGAAGUCCAUUUUCACUCCUGAGGUUCAUGGAUAGUAAAGUUGUACUAUCUACCAGACAGUCUUAAAGUAAACAGGCAAGAUGUAAAUAACUUCAGUUUUCAUGUAAAUGUGAUUGAUAAAUGAUUGUUGGCAGCUGAGUGUAGUAUGUUUUGCAUUUCUACCGUUUACUUCAUAUAUAAAAACCAUUGGCAAAUUAUUUAUAAUAUUAAUUUCCAGGCUUGCCCAGGAUCUUUAUAGUAGAACCCAGGAGCUUGACAGAUUGGCUUACUACAAAGAAAAUGUUAAUUAAAAGCCUUUUGGUGACUUAUUUUUUUAUUGUUAAAGAUAUUCUAGCUGGUGCUUUAAUGUUUAACUUCACUGUGUUCGCUUGAACAGUGUGUUUAAAUCCGGAACAAAUACAUAUUAAGCAAAUGACAUGUAAGAGUUUUUCAAGAAAUUGAUACAAUGUAUUUUUUGUCAUUUUUCUUUGUCCCUUUUUUCACAUUGUAUUUCCAUUUGUUUCAUAAUAUACAAGUGACCCUAUGAAACAAAUAGGAAAUAAUUCAGGAACUGUAAGUCCUUCAAAGUGUUAACAUAUUUUUUUUUCUAGUUUGUUUAUUCUAAUGCUGUAUUUGAAGACACUUGAACUAAUACUGAAAGCAGAUAUUUUUUUGAAAAGCCAUCGUGCAUAUCCAUGUGAAGACAGUAUUUUACAGUAGACCAGAUUUACUUAUUUGUCAGUCACGCUCUUGUAAGAUGGAGAGUAGGCAAAAAACUAAAAAAAAACAAAAAAGCCAUUGGAUCUUAUUUGUUAGCCUAGUCGGAAUAACUGCUGUCAAUUGAUUGUUGUGCAGUAUGUAGUAUUUUAUUUUUUUUAUCUUGCUUUCUGUGAUGCUAGGAUUUCUCUAAUACAGGCACUUCUGAGUUAUGAUGGGGUUAUAUUCUGAUAAACCAAUUGCAUUGUGAAAAACAGCACUAGUCAAAAAUGCAUCUGAAAAGCUACCGCAACGAACGUCGUAGGCUAGCUGAACCCUCAUUAAACAUGCUUAGAACAUUUACAUUAGCCCGAGGGCAAACUCGUUAAUACAAAGCCUGUUUUGCCAGACUGCCAUGCAAAUAAGGAGCACAGUUGCUGCCUUGAUGCCCAGCUUUCACAAGAGUAUCUUACUAAGUAUCGCUUGCAUGUGUAAAAAUCAAAAUUCAAAGUUCAGUACAGUAGGCAGUCCCCGGUUAUUGGCAAUCUGGUUUUAUGGUGCUAGACUAGCGCCAUAAAAUCUGCAAUUUAUGACGCCGUAAUGGGACGAGUUCCGGUUAUCGUCACCAUAAUGGGACAAGUUCCAGUUAUCGGCGCCAUAAAAUGGGACAAGUUCCGGUUAUUGGCGCCAUAAUGGGACGAGUUCCGGUUAUUGGCGCCAUAAGGCACCGUAUGGCACCAUAAGGGUUCUUAUUGCCUGCCAUAAGCAUCCAUAUGGCACCAAUAACCAGUUAUCAGCGCAUUAAGCCACUGAGUUUCAGUUAAUGGCGGUUUUUGCUUAUCGGCACACCCCUGGGAACAGAACCCCGCCAAUACCGGGAACUGCCUUGAUGAAUAUGUUUUUAUCACUUGCUGUCAUAUUCAAAAUUCCAUAAAACUGACCAUCGUAAUUCGAGGAGUGCCUUUUUUUAUUAUUAUUAUUAUUAUUAUUAUUAUUAUUAUUAUUAUUAUUAUUAUAUACUUUACCAAGAAGUAUGAUGGUUGAGAAGGCACUCAAGUGCUCCUCUUCAAUAAAUAGAAUUAAGUUAGUAACUGACCAUUGUAGGUGUUGAAUUCAGUAAAAUACUGUGGUGUAAAUGCUUAUAGAAGUAGUGUUUCAAAUUUAUGGAAAAGCAUUCCAUAUUCAUAUUGGUGUAAUUGGUGUGCUUUUAAAUCACUGCUAAAUGUGAUGUUGCCAUGAAAUUUUAUAACUUCUAUGUGAUGCCCCGUGUUAUUAUAUGUCUAGUGUUUUGUUCAUAUUGUAGUUAAGAUUUGUUAGUUUUCUCCAAAUAUAUCAAGCUUUAAGACAUUGAUUGUUAAAUGACCAGAUUAUUUAAGUGAGGCUAUCGAGAACUUUUGUAGUUUACCUGUAGAUGGUUAGUUCUGUCACAGCAUAUCAGCCAUAACAGUAAUACUAUUAGUAUUAUUGAUAUGAGAUGGAUAUUUGAUCAAAUAUGCUUAUGCCAUAUUAUACAUGCUAGUGCAAUAUAUGUUGUUUUCAUUGUUUGUACAUUGUGGAAUUGGACCCUAGCCAAAGUGGUAAGCAGUAUGUAAAUUCUUAUACUGUGCUAGUUUAACUUUCAUAUACCAAAGUCUUCUUUAAAGGUGAAUGUGGAAAUAAACCUGCAAAACUCAUAAAUUAUUUCAUUU